Molecule: messenger RNA, 1854 nt
Organism: Soboliphyme baturini
Lineage: Eukaryota; Metazoa; Nematoda; Enoplea; Dioctophymatida; Soboliphymatidae
Source: the annotation of a GenBank genome assembly
AUGGUGCGAACGACAGUUCGAAAUUUGACUUGGAUUUCUGCCGUUCUGUUCGCAACGUUGGUAGUCGUCCGCCAGCAGGUGGCUGCAGAGGAAGAAGGCGAUGACGGCUACGUCGAGCGGUCGUUCACUCUGAGAUCGAAAGACGCCAGUGCGUUGAUGACUCCUUUCGUUUGGGAUCUAAGCCAGAUGAUGCGCAUCAGCGCCACAUUCGAGACCAGAAGCCACUUCGGUGCACUGCUGCAGAUCACCGGCCGUAGCGAGGCUACCGGUAAAGUGCCAUUCAAGCUUUACGCCCAGAUAGAACACCAUGCCGUGUGGCUGACGAUGCUCGACGAAUUCCAGCAAGUCGUCGCAACGCUUCGAUCCAGAUCCGUCGAUGCCACCAAUGGAGAAAAGCACAGAAUCUCCAUUUCGGUGGUACUCGGAAGCUUCUUGGUGCUUCAAACAGAUACUGACGACCAGUCCGCAAAAAUUGGCAUGCUAAACUACACAACAUUAACGGUGGAAACCAUAUUUGGGGCAGCUAAAGGCAGCAUUGAGCACAGCGUGGUAGGAUGCAUUUCGUCGAUUUCAGUGGUUCUGCGCACGAGAACGUUUUACUUGCCGAUUUCGGAGUUGUCAGCUGGCACCUCUGAUGGCUGCCUGGACCUGUGUGCGUCCGCACCGUGUCAUCAUGUGUCAAAGAAUAAGUGUCAAAACUAUUUUUCGCAUUAUCGUUGCGACUGUUUUGAAACCGACUAUGAAGGUGACACAUGCGCUGACGAAGCAAGAACAGUUGACUUCAACGGUCAUCAGUAUAUUGCUUACGACACCGAAAGGCUGAUAGAGGAGCGGAGGGCACAUCGAAUAGCUCUUCGUUUUAAGGCUACCAAUAGAGGAAGAGGAGAAAUCAUGUCAGCGCUGCUUGGUUCGUUUAGUCAACCCGGGGAAACUAUUAUUUUACUAGUAUCUAUGCUGGAGGAUGGAACUAGCGGCGUUGGUUUUUCCGGUUGUAUGAAGCAAAUAUACGUUGGGCACCGGAACGUACUACUUUUGUCGAAGAGUCCAUACUUGACUAGUAGGUUCCCGCUCACGUACGGCUGUCAGACAUCCACGAAUGAAAUUGACGAAAAAGCACGCCAACCAACUACGUGCAAAGAGACGUUCUGUCAACAUCGAACGACCUGCAUUGAGGACAGUGGUACUCAAUGCGAUUGUGGAGAUACCAAAUACAUGGGACGGUAUUGCCAGUUUUCUUCUCUCUAUCGGUCGUGCCAAGAGUUGCUGGAUAUGGGCGAGACAAUUUCUGGAGUGUACCUGAUCGACCCAGAUGGAAGCGGUUCGGCGAAUGCAUCUUAUGUGUUCUGUGAAAUGGACCUGAAGAACGGCCUUGGCACUACGGUCGUGGAGCACAAUGUUCCGGAUGCAGUGACCAUUCGAGGCCAAAACGAAUUCUUUGACGCCGUCUACGAGAUCCAUUUUCAAACUUGUAACUGUGAUGGCAACGUCUCGCAACAAACAUUUGAUGAAGGCUACCUGUAUGGCGUUUAUUCCGGCUUGACUGAAGUCACCGUUCUCCAGAACAGUUCUGACGUUGAGGCGAACCUCACCCUUGGCCCUCUCCUAUGCACCGGAUCUCAUGGUCAUGACGAUGUCAUCCAGUUUAAGCGUCGCGGUGCGGUACUCGAAGAAACGGCGUGGCUGGGUCGAUCAAUGAGCUUCUGGUUUCGAACAAACAUUCCGGAAACGACUAUAAUCAGCCAACAGUCGUCGGACGAUCGAUACUUGGAAAUCGGAAUUUCUGAAGGUAACCGUGAGGCUGAUUUGUGCAGUCUGAUACGAUGCUACUCUUGUGUGAGAACCCUAACAACUUGA